CAUAGGUAGGUACGCGAUUAAUGCAAUUUCCGACCUGAACUAACCGAGAACUCCAAUUGGGUAUACGGAUGCGGGUGGACAUAACCUUGACCUGUCGGGCUGUCGAUCCUUGCACCCGGUAAGCUUACAGAACAAGGGAGUUAUGUAUGUAGGUACGAGAUAGCCCACUGUCAUACAUUAAUAUAAAGUAUUACGAGCGCCGUUCUGGAGAUUUUUCCUCUAAGGAUUCGGUCAUAGCUGUCUAGGUCCUGCCUGCUUUGCUCGUCUCUUCGGUUUAUAGCUAGAUAGGUCUGCCUAGGUCGGAGCUUCUCGUAACCAUGGUUCGCCUCACCACCACCAUCUCGGCGAUCCUCGCCGCACACGGUGCGCUUGCAAACCCGGUGGGGUCGCGAACGCCGUACCGCGUCAAGGAUUCGCACCACGUUCCUAGGGCUUGGAGGCGGCUUCGUCGCGCGCCUGCCGACCAUAUCAUCGAUCUCCAGAUCGGUGUUAAGCAGAACAAUUUCGCAGAAUUGGAAAGGCAUCUAUACGAAGUUUCGGAUCCCGAUCACCCUCGCUACGGUCAGCAUCUCAGCGCUGGCGAUGUCAAGGAGUUGGUCAAGCCGACGGAUGAGACGUUAGAUCUCGUCCACGAGUGGCUGGAAGCUAACGGCAUCACCCCCUCGGGAUAUAGCUCCGCUAAGGAUUGGAUCAUGGUAUCUCUUCCUGUGGGAACAGUUGAACGGCUCCUAGAUACGGAGUACCAUGUCUAUGAGCACAAGGAUGGUGGUUUGGUCGCCCGAGCUCCUAAGUGGUCUCUACCCCUUCAUCUGCACGAUCGGAUCGACACGAUUCAGCCUACCAAUUCAUUCUUCCGUGCCCGUGCCGAGAAGUUCGACCAUAUUGAAGCCCCCGUAUAUAUUGAUCCCAAGUACACGCCUCCUAGCAACGAAACCCUGAACGCAGUCUGCAACGUCAGCUCCGUCACGCCCGAAUGCUUCCAGACUCUCUAUUCGACCAAGGGCUACAAGACUCAUGCCUGUGGCAAGAAUAAAGUCGGCUUUAAUAAUUAUCUUGGCGAGCAUCCAAUUCGGACAGACACGGAACUGUUCCUUGCCAAGUAUCGGCCCGAGGCAGUCUCAAGCGCACGGGACUUUCCCCAGAUCUCCAUCGCAAACGGACCCGGAGACUAUGCUUUGACCCCAGAAGAAAUCCAGUCAGGAACUUCGAAGGAGGCGAACCUAGAUGUCCAGGCUAUUGCUGGUAUCAGCUGGAAGACCCCAAUCAUUAGUUACUCAACUGGGGGAAGCCCGCCGUUCAUUCCGUCUGCUAGCACGCCCGACAACACUAAUGAACCAUACCUGGUGUGGGUAAAUUAUCUCCUCGGCCUGGAGUCCUUCCCGCAAGUAAUUACGACGUCGUAUGCCGAUGAUGAACAGACUGUUCCGGAGUCGUACGCCCGCCGAGUCUGCCAGCAAUUCGCCCAGGUAGGUGCCCGGGGCACAUCGCUACUCUUUUCGAGUGGCGAUAGCGGUGUUGGACCGUACGGAGAGUGCAUUAGCAACGACGGGAAGAACACGACACAAUUUCUGCCCGAAUUUCCGCCUAGUUGCCCCUACGUGACGGCGGUUGGCGCUACAAAGAACUUCGAGCCUGAGGUGGUGGCGUACCGGCCUGCAUUCGUUGGGCCCGACGGCAUCAAACGUGGCAAUUACACGAGUGGCGGCGGGUUUAGCAAUUACUUCGCAGCACCGGCAUACCAGGCGAAGCAGGCGAGCAGCUACGUCGAGAACCUAGAUGGCCUGUACGACGGCCUAUACAACAAGACGGGCCGCGGCUACCCGGACAUCUCGGCUCAAGGACUCUACUUUGCCUAUUUCUGGAAUGGUACGGAGGGUACUAUCAGCGGAACGAGUGCCAGCUGCCCUUUGACGGGUGGAAUCAUUUCCUUGGUAAACGACGCGCUUAUUUCAUCUGGAAAACCAGCGUUAGGUUUCCUGAACCCGUGGUUGUACUCGAAAGGGUACAAGGGUCUGACCGACAUUACACAGGGUAGUGCUGUCGGGUGUGGUGUAGACGGAUUCCCGGCAACGGAGGGAUGGGAUCCUGUCACAGGACUCGGCACACCGGUAUUCCCCGAACUCGUCGCAUUGGCGGGCGGGAAGCUGUUUUAUUAAAGAGGGACAUAAUUACUAUGAUUCAUGAUACUGUACCUUACGAGGGUGUACCUAACAUCUUCACCCAGGUGUAUGUAACAUAGCCUGUAUAGAGUAUUUAUUUAUUGUUAGUGAUGUGGUUGAUUUAUAGAUAUUGAAAGAAAAUAAAAGAGAAACAGAUAAGCCCUCA
Molecule: messenger RNA, 2325 nt
Organism: Annulohypoxylon maeteangense
Lineage: Eukaryota; Fungi; Ascomycota; Sordariomycetes; Xylariales; Hypoxylaceae
Product: tripeptidyl-peptidase 1 precursor
Exons: 4
Coding region: 318-2156 (612 amino acids)
Biological process (GO): proteolysis
Molecular function (GO): serine-type endopeptidase activity; tripeptidyl-peptidase activity
Source: RefSeq, a predicted model, not a curated record